Polyodon spathula (Mississippi paddlefish) is the source of this 1925-nucleotide messenger RNA. Its product is annotated as kinesin-like protein KIFC3. The transcript is spliced from 10 exons. Gene Ontology annotation, molecular function: ATP binding; microtubule motor activity; microtubule binding. The record is from RefSeq and is a predicted model, not a curated record. The coding region runs from base 1 to 1923 and encodes 640 amino acids. Lineage: Eukaryota; Metazoa; Chordata; Actinopteri; Acipenseriformes; Polyodontidae. Gene Ontology annotation, biological process: microtubule-based movement.
AUGAGUAGCUCCAACAAACAGGGAACAGCAGAUGAAGAAAUAGAAGACAUGUUAAAGAGUACCCUUAACACAAACAAUGAAACAGAGAAUGAGCACUCUAUUGCAGAAGUUCAGGAGACCUACCCAAUCCCAAUCAUAGAACCAGUAGAGGUGUCUAUGGCAUUUGACACUUUUCUCCAUGUAGACGGAAGCCUUUAUACUUGUUUUACUGAAAAUGGAAUCAUGAUGUACUUUGAUGAUACUAAGGAAGCUCUUCCUGGUCUGGUGGACUAUAAAGAAAUAACUGCAGCGCUCAGACAAUGCAAGUAUGAUGCCGAUGCAGUCAUUUCUAUUUUUCUGUCAAUCUUCGGAGAGAGCCUUUUGAAAGCAUCAGAAGGGAUGGAGAAUUUCAGAGACACUAACUACUUUCGGGAUUAUCUAGAAAAGGAACAGGCUAUUGAAGACCUUAAACAACAAUUGAAAAUGAAAUGCAAUGAAGUAGGAAACUUGCUCUUGAGAAAUAAAUGCCUUCAGAAAGUGAACAACCACAUGUCAGAAAUGAUCCACCCUUUAACCCAAAGACUUGCUGAGCUGGAGAUUGACCAGGAGGAAGCCCAUGCCAAAAUAAAAGCUAUGUAUAACCUGAGACACAAGACAUCGCAUGGGAAGGUGAUCAUAAAAAAAGCUGGGCCAUUUAUUGAGCCUGAAAUACUGCUAGAGGUCAACAGAAUAACCAGGGCCUUGAACAUUUCUAGCAAAGAGCUGAGCUCCACUUUGAAGAUUAGGUUUUCUGAAAUGGACCUCCUGAUGAAGCAGCUGUCGAACCCAGUGUUCAAACUGAUGGAAGCUGUAUUAAGUUCAGCCCAAGAGCUUGAGGAAAUGCGCUCUCUGUACAAGAAGGAGGCUUUGGCAAGGAAGUUGCUUUACAACAGGCUGCAGGAGAUGUGUGGGAAUGUCUGUGUGUUCUGUCGUUGCAAGGGGUACUCGCCCACCACCAGCUGCCUCUUCCUUCCAUCAGAUGAAGAGCUUGUACUAAUGUAUAAAGGCAGCAAGAAGAAGUUUGCCUUUGAUAAAGUGUAUUCUCCAAGAACUACUCAGGAAGAAGUGUUUGAAGGAACACGUCCUAUUGUCACUUCUUGUGUUGAUGGAUAUAACAUUUGCAUACUGGCAUACGGUCAGACAGGAUCUGGAAAGACUUAUACAAUGAUGGGUUCUGAAGAUAACCCUGGAGUAAGCAUCAGGUCAAUCAGGGAACUUUUACAUUUAUGCAGUGAGAGACCCAUGAUCACGUACAAACUUAAGAUCUCCAUGCUGGAAAUUUACAAUGAAAAACUUUAUGAUCUUUUUUCAAAAAUCCCAAAAAGUAGUUUGGAAAUAAGGAACCAGGGAAAAACAGUCAUAGUUACUGAUUUGACAGAAUUUGAAGUAAAAACAGAGGAAGACAUUAAAAGCAUUGCACGCCUUGGAGAAAAAAAUAGGAGAGUUGCUUCUACAAAAAUGAACAUAGCAAGCUCUCGUUCUCACCUGGUGCUCAUACUGAGAGUGGAUGGAACUGACAAAGUGUCUGGAGUCAAGUCCCAUGGUACGCUCACACUGUGUGACUUAGCCGGCUCUGAGCGCAUCUCCAGAUCUGAAGCUUUGGGACAAAGGCUUGUGGAAGCAGCAGCUAUUAACACAUCUUUGACUUCUCUGAGUCAGGUUUUCAAAGCAAUAAAAGGAAAUGCCCUUCAUGUGCCUUUUAGAAAUUCUAAACUCACACACCUGCUUCAGCCUAGCCUCAGUGGAGAUGCCAAGGCCUGCGUGUUUCUAAACAUCAGCCUAGAUGUGCCAAAUUAUGAAGAGACUAUAGCCACCCUUCAGUUUGGUUCAUCAGUUCGACAGGUAGCACUGGGUAAAGCUACACAAAAUGUAACACACAAUACAGAAGUUAAGUCUGAUAAUUAAAA